Molecule: messenger RNA, 2053 nt
Organism: Owenia fusiformis
Lineage: Eukaryota; Metazoa; Annelida; Polychaeta; Sabellida; Oweniidae
Source: the annotation of a GenBank genome assembly
AUGGUAAGGCGUAUUCGAGGUACUUUACUUCUGAAUACUUCUUCAAUCUUCAACAUUCCAGAGACUAAUUCUGCUAGUAAAACCUGUAACAAACGAAUGCUAAGCAUAAAAGCAGAUAUCGAGGAGCUAAAGGAAAAGACUGAUGCAAGUAUUAUCAGCAUUAAACAUGAUCUGUCAGACUUAAAGGAGGAGAUGGUCUCACUAAAGGAGGAGAUGGUCUCAUGUUUCGAUGACAUAAAGGAAAUUAUUGCAGCAUUGAAAAGUGAGUUUGCAGUAUCAAAAAUUGAUGAACCAAAGGACAGAGUAAAUGGAGGCCCUGGCACGUGGUCAGCUUGGGGAGCGUGUUCUACAACCUGCGGAGAUGGAGAGCAAACUCGCACAAGAGCAUGUGACAACCCAGCUCCAGCUCAUGGAGGAAGCCAAUGCAAUUCAAGUGAUCUGACGGACACACGGUCUUGUAAUGAUGCAGAAUGCCCCGUAACCGUUGGAAAACUAAAAAGCAUCCCAAUUGUUGCAAAGAGACAGCUGCAGUCAAGAGAUAUAUAUGAUCUUGCAGUAACAUCAAGUGGACAUAUUGUGGUAACAGGUAGGAGCAACACAACGAUAUAUGCCAGUGAUUAUAGUCUCAUCAAAGAUAUCGGCCAAACAUUCAUUCGUGUUACAGUUACAAGUGAUGAUCAACUUGUAUUCACUGACGGGUCAAGCACAAUCUACUUCUAUACAGCAGACGGCAAUCAUAUACGCAACAUUAACACAGGGUCUUCAUAUCAUCUACGUGGUAUUACUACACUAUCUACUGGUCAGUUGGUUGUAUGCGAUGAUUACACAGACAACGUGUAUAUUGUUGAACAAGAUACAGGGAAUGCAACACCACUCUCUGCUCCCGGUACGUUUAGCGGUCCUGGCUAUGUGACAACGAACAGCAAAGGAGUAGUUAUAGUGAGUGACUUUUACGGACAUUCUAUAAAGGGAUUGGACCAGGAUGGCAAUAUUCUCUUCAGUUCACACACGGGAAUUUCGCGUCAUAAUUAUUCCUCCGCUUGGUGCGCUGUUGUGCAUAGCAACGUCCUAUGCAACGUGUAUAAACAUCGCGCGGACGUAUAAGUACAACCCGUCAGUUUUUCAUGUUUGCAAUGAAAUUUUCUAUUCAGAUAGGUGUUUUAAACUAUGAUUUUCUUUCAUAAUAUAUAUUGUUAGAUAGGCAUGAUACAUAUCAUCGUGUUUCUAAAGAAUUGCUUAUUUUAAUCCUGUUUAUUUCAAGUUGAUAGGUUCAAUAUUAGUAAAGUUACGGCUUCACUAUGGAGGGGCAAUUUCUUCGUAAACUAAAAACCGCAUCGUCAGCAAAGAUUUGACGAAAACACAACAUUUUUUGCGCCGGUGGCAUUUUUUCAUUUAUUGAUGAAUCUUUAUCAAAUUUGAAACAUGUAUGAGCUAAAUAUACAAAUUGUGUCUUGGCCGAGGCGGAAUUUUAAAAUUCAAAUUACAAUUAGAGAAAAAAUAGCUAACAUGUGUCAAGUUUUACCGCUGAUUUUCGAAAAAAUAUGAUGUAAUUCCUUAUAGAGUUGGAAGAAAACGAAUUGUUUAAACUGCACAGGAUAAAAAUAUAUUAAUCCAGAUACAUGUAAGCUUUAUAUACAAAUCAUUACAUACGUUAAAGGGCAUCAUCAACUACUAGAAAAUCGUGUGUAAAAUUGGACAAUAUUUGACCCGAAUUGACCGGCAAAAUGGCUGCGCGCUCGCAGCGCCUCUAGCGGAGGAAUAAUUAUGACGCGAAAUUCCCAGGUGUGUUAUGGUACAAAAGGAUCAGGGGAGGGGCAGUUGGUAUAUCCACGUGGUGUCGACACAGACAAGGAGGACUACAGGUAUAUUGUGCUAGCAGACCAAGACAACCGCAGAGUUCUACUACUCACCCCUGAUGGCAUGUUCCAUAGUUACCUCCUAACAGAGAGUGAUGGUUUGUCCAAGCCACGUGCUGUUUGUAUAAACCAAGCCGGACAGUUACUGGUUGGGGAUGGCAAUGGACAAUUAUUCAUUAUCACAUACAGAGAAUAAG